GUUUUUUUCCCUCCCCAGCCCAAGUACGUUUUUCACCAUCUUUCUCGAGACACCUGCUGCACGCCCUCUGGCAAGGAGCCGAGAGCACUCUGAGCCGUCAGUAUCGCUGCACACAAUGCCGUCUGCGGCGGGAAUGCGUCAGCCGUCGAAGCGGAAGGGACAAGACUCAACAGAGCCGCCAAAGAAACGAGCACGAUCCCAGAGCACGAGCACGAGCAGUAAUAACCGUGCCUUGGCCGACAGUGACGACCAUGACAGCCACCACGGCGACCCCGGGGCAAAGAUCCUACUCCUCGAGACGGAAAUACUCGAGUCCAAACGACACUACAACAACAUCACCACCCUGCUCCACAUCGCCCGAGACCAGGACAAGAACCAUCAUGAGGCAUUGCUCGCCACGGUGGCCCUCUGCCGCAUCUUUAUCAGGCUCCUUGCUGCCGGCAGGCUCCUGAGGAGGAAAAGCUCGGCCGAGAAGGAUGUCAUUCUGGUGCACUGGCUCAGGGACCGCUUGGCUGAAUACAACGGCAUCCUGCUGUCGUUCCUCGCCAACGACGACAACGCUCUGACCGCCCUGACCUUGUCCAUGCGCCUGCUCAAGGCUCACGGCCAGUACCCAUACCGCGAGGGGGAUCAGCAUAGCUUCCCGAGGGUGCUUCUGAGAGAUAUCGUGGCCGCCGUGUGCCGUCCGGGGGCUGAACAAGUGCGGCGCGAGUAUGUUGAGAAGUUCGUCGACGAGUAUGAUGACGUCAGGCUGUACACAUUCAAGGCCAUCCAGGACAACCUCACAGAGCAAAAUCUGCGGGGGCCAUGCGAACCAGGGCCUGAGCACGACAGCCCGUUCGAGGCCGUCUUUGAGCUGCUCUCGUCUAUCGAGGGCGUGCCACAAUCCCGCGAGGAGCUUGUCGACUUCUACGUUGACCCCCCUCAGGAUCACAAGCGCCACGAGCUCUUCUCGGUCUCGAAACACAAGAAAGCGGCCCAGGACGCAUGGCUGGCUCUGAUGGGACGGGACAUGACGAGGGACCAGAGGAAACGCCUGCUUGACAACAUGUCCGGGAUUAUCGCGCCGUGGUUCACAAGGCCAGAGUUGCUGAUGGAUUUUCUCACCGACUGCUACGACUCAGGAGGCUCCAUGUCCCUACUGGCGCUCUCCGGUGUCUUCUACCUAAUUCAGGAGCGGAACCUCGACUAUCCCGCGUUCUAUACGAAGCUUUAUUCCCUGCUGGACGCAGACAUACUCCACUCCAAGCACCGCUCUCGCUUCUUCCGUCUCCUCGACAUAUUUCUCGCUUCCUCCCAUCUACCCGCCGCCAUCGUGGCAAGCUUCAUCAAACGUUUGGCACGGCUCAGUCUGAAUGCCCCACCAAGCGCAAUAGUCACAAUCAUUCCAUGGAUGUACAAUCUCUUCAAGAAGCACCCGACCACCACCUUCAUGAUGCACCGGGCGCCCCGGACGCAGGAGAAGAUAGAAAGGCUCGCCACCGAGGGCAUGAAUGACCCUUUCCAACCCGACGUGCAGGAUCCCAUGGAGACACACGCCAUUGACAGCUGCAUCUGGGAGGUUGUGCAACUCCAGACACACUACCACCCGAAUGUUGCCACUAUUGCCAAGAUUGUGUCUGAACAGUUCACUAAGCAGUUUUACAACAUGGAAGACUUUCUCGAUCACUCGUACGCUAGCCUACUUGAGGCGGAAAUGGCGAAGAAAAUCAGGAAAGCCCCUGUGGUAGAGUUUCAGAUUCCAAAGGGGAUCUUCCUCCCUCUGCAUGAGGGCUCGCAAGCCGAGAAUUACCUCCAGAUGAAGCUCUGGGCCUUCUCAUAGCAUAUCACAUACAAUAAAACUUAUUUUAUUAAUAA
Molecule: messenger RNA, 1857 nt
Organism: Diaporthe batatas
Lineage: Eukaryota; Fungi; Ascomycota; Sordariomycetes; Diaporthales; Diaporthaceae
Product: ribosome biosynthesis protein NOC4
Exons: 1
Coding region: 116-1822 (568 amino acids)
Biological process (GO): ribosome biogenesis
Cellular component (GO): nucleolus; Noc4p-Nop14p complex; small-subunit processome
Source: RefSeq, a predicted model, not a curated record